GAGUAGGAGUUGGACGAGAGUGACUGACUGAAUCCGAUUUCGGAUGAGAGACGGUUCCGACGGUUGAUGGGCAAUUGGGCAUGUCUAAACAAUUUAGUGGUCUAAGCUGGUGUUCGGUAGCGCUGAAUCGACCUCUGAACAUCGAAAUUUUUGCUUUUCAGGUCGUUCAGCAGCACCUCCAAACUCAACCUUUGAAAUCUGAAAAUUCCCCCGAAUCGUUCAGCGGAUCUCCUAAGUCCUACCUCAGAACGCGCUCAGGCCUCAGAGGUAGCGGAUGAUAUUUUGUUCCCCAAAAUGCCCAUUUAUAUUUUCGUUCUCCUGUUCUUCUUCCCUCCUCCCUUUCUCCUUUGUUCCUCCCUCCACCGUAUUCUUCUGUAACAGGGAUCGUCUAACAGGAAUCAACUGUGGUGAACAGAGGAGUGGUGUAACAAGAUUGCCAAUUGUCCUCUGUAAGAGCGUAAUAGGGAUCCUGACCGUUCCCCAUCUCUUCUUCUUUCUAGCCGCUACGGUGAACAGAGGAUCGAUGAACUAGGAUCGCCGAUUCAGCGCUACCGAACACCACCUCAGAAUUGCCAAUUGUCCUCUGGAUGGAGAAGAAAAAAAAUAUAAUGAAAUAAAAGGAGGAGGAGGGAGAACGAGAAAGAGGGAAAGCAAAUGGAGAGAAGUGAAGAUGGGGAGGAGAAGCAGUGGCGUUGUUCUUAACGUCGCCGCUCGCGAAGCAUAGCAGGUAUUUCAUGGCUGCACCAAAGACUGGAAGGCUUUCUCCAAGUGGAGUCCUUCUAAUGGCGGCCUCGACUAUUUGCAGGAUCGAGUAGGUUCUUCUGUUGUAGAGGCUAUGUUUUCCAGAUCCGCUCCAGUUUUCUAUGGUGAUAUUAGAAGCCAUGAGAGGGUUCCAUUACCUUUUUCCACUUUUAUUGCUUCAUGCAAAAUGCAUCAACAAGAUGCAGAUGAUGCAGCUGGUGUUUGUGUUCAAUCAGAUGGGAAUGGAUAUACAGGGUCUUAUGUAGAGCAAACCUGUGCAGCAUUUGAAGAUGCUCCUCAUCAAGUUUAUUUAGCGCAGGUACCAAUUUUGAAUAACGAGAAUGAGGAGAUUUCUCAAUUGGAAAUACUAAGAGAUGAUAUUCAAAUGCCUACAAUCUUGGAAUUAAAAGAAUUAGCUUCUAUCAAUCUAUGGAUGAAUAACUCUCAAUCUAGAUCUAGUACUCAUUAUGAUCCACAUAAUAACCUUCUAUGCAUAGUUGCUGGAUGCAAACAAGUGGUUUUAUGGCCCCCUUCUGCAAGUUCAUUGUUAUAUCCAAUGUCCAUAUAUGGAGAGGCCUCAAACCAUAGUUCUGUUGAUCUAGAAAACCCUGAUUUUUUUAUUCAUUCAAGAGCAAAAUACUCAACAGAGUACUCCCAAAAGGUCAUUCUGCAUGCAGGUGAUGCACUUUUUAUUCCUGAAGGCUGGUUCCAUCAAGUGAAUAGUGAUAAGUUAACCAUUGCUGUAAACUUCUGGUGGCGGUCCAACAUGAUGUCUAACAUGUUAGAACACAUGGAUUCAUAUUAUUUGCGGAGAAUAUUAAGAAGAUUGGUUGACAAAGAAAUGAAUCGAAUGUUGCAUAGGAGUUCAGUUGGUCACUGGAAGCCUGAAAACCAUAUGCUUGAGCAGCCUAGUAAUGGGGAAGCAGGGAAUUUUGAUUACCAUUUGGAUAAGCAGUCUGAAAGCAAGGACUUAAAAGAGAAGAGCCAAAGGGAGGUAACGAUGUUGAAUCAGCUGGAGCCUCUUGCACUACAGGCACUUCAUGAACUUGUAUCUCUGGUUCAUGACAGUGUUGAACUUGCUGGUCAAAACCACCCAGUGGAUUCUGCUUCUGACAACUCUGGAGUUAGUAUGAAAGAAAUUGGACACCAGAAGAUUGUGACAGCUGAUAAAUUUAACUUGGAGGAUGAUCCGAUCGCUAACAUCCUUUGGCCUCUUGAGCCACUCAUGCUUCACAACAUCUUUAUGGUCAUGGUGCACAAUUUCCCAAGAACCUUGGAAGCUCUAAUACUGCACAUGCUUUCACCAGUGGGGGCAGAAGUUCUUACCCAGAAAUUUGAUGACAUGGACAAGCAGAUCACAAAAGAAGAACAGAACAAGUUCUAUCAAGCAUUUUAUGGUGUAUUUGAUGACCAGUUUGCUGCAAUGAAUGCAAUUCUUAAUGGGAAAGAAUCAUUUGCGCACCAGGCAUUCAGAAAUGUGUUGGAUCUCUACUUGGGAGUGACUUAUGAUGGAUGCAAGCUACCAGUUCGGUGAGGUAUCUUAACCAUGUGCACUACUUGUGAAAUUAUCCUGGUUGUCAGGUUUUUUUUUACUCAUUUAAAUUUUUGUAAAGAUCGUUAUGUUCUCGAAUCUCGAUAGUUACCGCUGAAAUAUCCACAGCUAAUUUUCAGUCUUUUGACGAGAUUUUUUUUCCCUUGUUGAUCUGAGAUCAAGUCUUGUAAUAUACACAUGGAGGAGAAUAUAAAUGAUUGUCGACUUUAGAUAUCCAAGGAGAUGAUCUACAGUCUAAUAUUUGCCAUAUGGUGCAGUUUCUUCUCGAAGUUGUUCUUCACUA
Molecule: messenger RNA, 2576 nt
Organism: Nelumbo nucifera (sacred lotus)
Lineage: Eukaryota; Viridiplantae; Streptophyta; Magnoliopsida; Proteales; Nelumbonaceae
Product: 2-oxoglutarate (2OG) and Fe(II)-dependent oxygenase superfamily protein
Molecular function (GO): nucleic acid binding; RNA-DNA hybrid ribonuclease activity
Source: RefSeq, a predicted model, not a curated record